Molecule: messenger RNA, 1407 nt
Organism: Drosophila persimilis
Lineage: Eukaryota; Metazoa; Arthropoda; Insecta; Diptera; Drosophilidae
Gene: ppk25
Product: sodium channel protein Nach
Exons: 6
Coding region: 1-1407 (468 amino acids)
Biological process (GO): sodium ion transmembrane transport
Cellular component (GO): membrane
Molecular function (GO): ligand-gated sodium channel activity
Source: RefSeq, a predicted model, not a curated record
AUGGAACACCAGGAGGAUAGCAAGGAAAAGUGCCGGGCGCACGACUGGUGGGCCGAGUUCUGUCAGGACUCGGCCGUCCACGGCAUGCCGUAUUUGGCUAGGCGGGACCUGCACUGGGUGGAGCGCCUCUUCUGGCUGGCCAUGAUCCUGGCCUCGGCCUACUACGCCAUCAGCAGCUGCUACUCGCAGUGGGAGCGGUUCCGCAACAAUCCGAUUGUCUACGAGUACGAGUAUCUCUUCGCGCUGCGCAACUUCACCUUUAUCGGGCUCACAUUCUGCACGACUUACGAGACGGAGGAGCAGGUGGCGAAGCUCAUCAGAGACACUUGGGCAGUGGAUCCCACUCAGGACCCCGCCAAGGCUGCCUACUACAAAGAGUUCCUUUAUGUGCUGAAUCGCUUGAGGUACAACAAUUUGGAGACCCUGAAGCCCUUCGAGAACGACACCACUCUGAGCAAUCUCGCCUAUGUGGACAUGCUGCUGGCGCUGCAGGAGAAAGUCCUGCCCAGUCCCAGGCCUGUCCUCAUGGCGCCCAUCAUCACGGAGGUGGGUCUCUGCCAGUCCACGAGCCAAUUGACGCGCUACGGCAAUCCCUAUGGCAGGCUAGAAACCCUGAACGUAACGCCCGUGCGGCAGUGCGGCUUCUUCAACGAAUGCCAGUUCAUGCACAAGCCCUUCAACAGCAUCCAAACCCAUGUGUUUCUGUAUAUGCACGAUGUCAAUGAACUGAUGCUGCCCCACGACCGACGCACCAUCACCUUCGACGCUAAGACCAAGAGCUCCUACGUCCUCAAGCUGCUGAUUAGCUCCAUUUCGGCGGACAGGGAAGUGCGCAACCUGCCGGUGGCCUAUCGGAAGUGUCGCUAUCACGACGAGAACAAUCUCCGGUACUACAGCCCCUACCAUCCGAGCCUGUGUCGUCUUGAGUGCCGCAUCAACUGGGCCCUGAGCAUGUGCCAUUGCAAGCCCUUCUUUUAUGCGGCUGCCCCACAGGCCCCCAUCUGCAAUGUGACCGGAAUGCUCUGCCUGGCCGAAUCCAAUUGGCUGGAAAGGCCCUGCCACUGCUUCUCCCUGUGUCGAGAGACAACGUACAGUAUCAUCGAGGAGUACGAACAGAGCGGAGGCGAUCAGAGCUACGUGGGCGAGCAGUUCGAGCGGACGAUCAUCAUUAAGCUGGAACUGCCUAAGAUGGGGAUGAAGCGUCGCGUGGUCUUCAGCACGGAUCAGCUGAUUAUGUCCUUUGGCGGAGCCAUCGGACUUUUUCUAGGCGCUAGCUUCAUGACCUUCUAUGGUCUGAUACAUCUGUUCUUGCACUUUCUAGUGGUCCAAUGCAAAUGCCGGCCCAGGAUCCCCCAAGACCGUGCUCCGGAUGGGAAAAGAAAGUGGUUCACCUAUAGGAAGCCAUGA